This is a messenger RNA of Gossypium raimondii (Peruvian cotton), 735 nucleotides long. RefSeq names its product protein MAINTENANCE OF MERISTEMS-like. Gene Ontology annotation, biological process: meristem development; meristem maintenance. The record is from RefSeq and is a predicted model, not a curated record. Bases 1 to 735 code for a protein of 244 amino acids. NCBI's taxonomy places the organism in Eukaryota, Viridiplantae, Streptophyta, Magnoliopsida, Malvales, Malvaceae. The transcript has 3 exons.
AUGGCAGGGAUAUGGUUUUUUUACAGCAUCGCAAUGGCUUCAUUGAUUAGCAAAAAAAGCCACAUAUCUGAUGCGGUUAAUAACGCGGACUCGUACCGAGUUUUAAGGGGCCGUGUGAGUGUUUUGAAGAAUACUCCGGAUGCACGGUUGAUGCCAUACUUAGAGCUAGCCGGAUUUGGGUCCGUAGCACAGAUCCAGUACACCGUAUUGCGCUUUCAUUUAAUAUUUGCGCUAGUGGAGCGGUGGCGCCCGGAGACCCACACUUUUCAUUUUCCGUGCGGGGAGUGCACGGUGACCUUGGAAGAUGUAGCGUUGCAGCUUGGGCUCCCAAUUGACGGGAGUCCCGUAACGGGAAUAUCUACAUUUACCGAUCCGGAUGCACUUUGCUAUCAGCUUCUAGGAGACUCACCAGGGGACGGUGAGUCAUAUUUUUCGGGCCUAUCAUUUACAUGGCUGAAAGCCAAGUAUGGACAAUUAUCAGCGACAGCCACUGAAGGCGAGUUGAUGUGCGCUGCUCGAGCGUACAUCAUGCAUAUCAUAGGGGGAGAACUGAUACCUGAUGCAAGCAACGACAAGGUGCAUUUGAUGUACUUGCCCCUGUUAGCUGACUUGUCCAGUGUUAGCUCCUAUAGCUGGGGCUCAGCUGUGCUAGCAGUCUUGUAUCGAGAGCUUUGUCGGGCGACAGAUCCGAAAGUUCGCUACAUUGGCGGAUGCCUCUCACUGCUGCAGUCCUAG